This is a messenger RNA of Aspergillus luchuensis, 1221 nucleotides long. RefSeq lists its product as uncharacterized. NCBI's taxonomy places the organism in Eukaryota, Fungi, Ascomycota, Eurotiomycetes, Eurotiales, Aspergillaceae. Gene Ontology annotation, biological process: protein dephosphorylation. The transcript has 4 exons. The coding region runs from base 1 to 1221 and encodes 406 amino acids. Gene Ontology annotation, molecular function: protein phosphatase regulator activity. Gene Ontology annotation, cellular component: nucleus; protein phosphatase 4 complex; cytoplasm. The record is from RefSeq and is a predicted model, not a curated record.
AUGUCGCUGGACGAAGAAAGCCUCGAGACAGUCGCCAAUGGCGGCACGAUGGACUAUGAGAAAUGGCCCAGCAUGGUCGAACCCCUGCUUGAACGAUUGGAAUAUAUCAUAUACAACGUCUUCCCAAUGCCGCGGAUCCCUCCCCACCUUCAACAGCAGUCUGCCAAUCCCACCGACCCCACAACCACGCCAUCUACAACCCUCCAAACCUCCACACAGCCCGAACCAUCGUCGCAGCAAUCCACCACAACUGAGCGUAUCCCUGACUCCCAACCCCAGUCCUCGCAGGGCUCCUCUCUUCCCGAACCCCUCCAACACCACCUAAACUCCAUCAAAUCCACCUUGCGAUCCCUCUUCGCCUCGAAACCACCACACACUAUCCAACGUCUCGCAGAACUCAUCGUUCGUCCUACGGCCCACUACCGCACUCUUCCCGCAUAUCUUCGCGCCGUCGACCGCGUCGUCUGCGUCACUAGCAGCGCGGAAAUCUUCCCUCUCCACUCGACACACCAUGGCGCCGCUCCCCAGCCCAACGGCGCGAUCAUCAACGGCGCCGAUACCGGCCUCCUAUUCCCGGACCAUACACUCGGCAGCGAUGAGUCUCUGGGUGGAGCACUUCUCACGCCGAUCCCAUGGUUGAGUAACGAUCCUUCGUCGCCGGAACAUGAGGGUGAAAGCGGUGCGCUUAUGGGGGAUACUGGGUUCACUACCCAGGUAGUGGAGAGCACUGGCGCUGAGCAAGGACAUCAGCAGCUGGGGUCUGUUACUACUACGGAGACGGCGACUGUAGUGACGUCGGACACGAAUGGAAAUGAAGGCACGAGUGAAGCUCCGUCGGCUGAAACAUUGGAGGAUAUUCCGCAUGCCAGAGGUCCCUCUGUAGUCGGAGUGGAAGAUCUAGGGUUACAGGAUGGUAGGGGCGUGGAGAUGGAUCUCUCGACUGGAGGGGAGGAGGCGCCAGGACUGCAGGCUGCGGGACAGGAGACUUCCCAGCCGCAGCCGCAGCCGCAGGAGCAAGAGCAGGGACAAGGACAGCAGCAACAAGAACAGCAGCAGACUACUGAGCAGGAUGGAGAAGAAGGUGGUGCUAAGCCGACAGCAGAUGGAGAUGGAGAUAUUUCUCUAGACGAUGUCAAAGCACCGGAGGAGACCGCUUCAGUAUCUGAGACGGCGGAUAAAGAGCAGCAGCAGCAGCAGCAGCAACAGCAACAGCAGGCGUAG